Canariomyces notabilis is the source of this 1920-nucleotide messenger RNA. RefSeq lists its product as uncharacterized. Gene Ontology annotation, biological process: amine metabolic process. The coding region runs from base 213 to 1817 and encodes 534 amino acids. Gene Ontology annotation, molecular function: quinone binding; primary methylamine oxidase activity; copper ion binding. NCBI's taxonomy places the organism in Eukaryota, Fungi, Ascomycota, Sordariomycetes, Sordariales, Chaetomiaceae. The record is from RefSeq and is a predicted model, not a curated record. The transcript has a single exon.
GCCCUGUUGGCGCACCCAGACGUCCAGGCAGAGAUUGCAAAGCUGAAACUUCCCGAGGGGACUGUGGUUGUGGCGGACCCGUGGAUCUACGGUAUGCCCGCUGCUCGCACAGCGUGGGAGUGUUUGUUUUUUGCUGAUUCUGCAAAGGGUCUGACGGCGUCAAGGACGGCAAGUUCUACGACGACAAGCGCGUCAUGCAAUGCUUCCUCUACAUGCGCGACCCGCAAAAUCCGUCCGAGGCGGAUAGUUGCCACUACGCCUUCCCUCUGCCCAUAUCACCGGUUGUCGACCCUAACACUUUGGAACUGAUCCGCAUUGAUAUCCUCCCAACCGGACUCGACGAGAAAGUCAAGCCUCUUGCCCCAUGGCAGGCCGUGGGACCCAACGAGUACAUCCCCGAGGCGCAAGUACUCCGCACCGACCUUAAACCCCUGCACGUCGUGCAACCUCAGGGAGCCUCCUUCACCGUUGAGAACUUCUCCGAGCUAGGCCGCCUGAUCCGGUGGCAAAAAUGGGACUUCAAAGUCGGCUUCAACCAGCGGGAGGGCAUGGUGCUGUACGACGUGCACUACGACAACCAGCCGCUCUUCUACCGGCUGAGUCUCUCCGACAUGUCCAUCCCCUACGCCGACCCCCGCCACCCCUUCCACCGCAAAGCAGCCUUCGACCUGGGCGACGCCGGCGCGGGGAUCAUGGCCAACAACCUCCAACUGGGCUGCGACUGUCUCGGCAGCAUCUACUACAUCAGCGGCGUCCUCUCCGACAGCAACGGCAACCCCGUCUCCAUGCCCAACGUGAUCUGCGUGCACGAGCAGGACGCGGGGAUCCUCUGGAAGCACACCAACUACCGCACCAACCGCGCGGUGGUAGUCCGCAACCGCGAGCUGGUUCUCCAAACCAUCCUGACGGUCAGCAACUACGAGUACGUCCUAUCCUUCAUCUUCAACACAGCCGGCGACGUCGUCUACGAAGCCCGCGCGACAGGCAUCCUCUCCACGCAACCCCUCGACCUCGAACUAACCCACACCCCGCACCCCUUCGGCACGGUCGUCCACCCGGGCGUCCUAGGCGGCUUCCACCAGCACUUCUUCUCCCUGCGCAUCGACCCCAUGAUCGCCGGCCACUCCAACACAGUCCUCUACGACGAAGCAAUCCCCCUGCCGCGUGACCCUGUGCUCAACCCGCACGGCGUCGGGUACACCAUCCGUCACACCCCGCUGACACACUCCGGCGGGUACGACCUCAACCCGGCCACCAACCGCACCUUCAAAAUCAUCAACCCUUCCGUGCACAACCCAGUCAACAGCUCCCCGGUGGGGUACAAACUGUUAAUCCCCCCGAUGCAGGGGAUUUUGGCGGACAAAGAAUCCUUCCACAACCGGCGCGCCGAGUUUGCGGAUCGGAGCAUCUACGUCACGCGCUAUGUCGAUGGGGAGUUGUAUGCCGGUGGGGUGUACACGAACCAGAGCCGUGGCGGGCAGGGUGUGAGAGGGUGGGCUGAGAGAAGGGAUAUUUUAGCAGGGGGCGAUCCGGUGGUUUGGGUGCAGUUUGGGAUUAAUCAUGUUCCGAGGGUUGAGGAUUUCCCCGUUAUGCCGGCCGAGACGUUGAGAGUGAUGAUGAGGCCGGUGAAUUUUUUUGAGAGGAAUCCGGCGAUUGAUGUCCCGCCUAGUAGACAGGAGGUUAAUUGUAGUGUGGGGUUGAAUGGGAAGGGGAAUGGUAAGGGGGAGGAUGAUAUGGCGGGGAGAGUCGGGGGGUUGGUGUUGGGUGGGGAAGAGGGGAGGUUGAGUGCUGCUUGUGCUUCGCACGGCGGUGCGUGAUUGUGGCGGAUAUCUGUAUUGCAGAGAUUGAGUCUUGGUUGAAGCAACUUUUAUUCGGCAAGCACAUGCGGGGAAAUAUCAUGCCGUGUGCUGUAUUCGAAAC